Arabidopsis thaliana (thale cress) is the source of this 649-nucleotide messenger RNA. RefSeq lists its product as uncharacterized. NCBI's taxonomy places the organism in Eukaryota, Viridiplantae, Streptophyta, Magnoliopsida, Brassicales, Brassicaceae. The transcript is spliced from 2 exons. The coding region runs from base 73 to 435 and encodes 120 amino acids. The record is from RefSeq and is marked reviewed.
GUCAUCUUUCAGAUUGUCAAUUCAAAGAAGACGAUCAGAUCUAAUUGACUCGAGAGAGAGAGAGAGAGACGUAUGUUUGGGAGGCUGAGACCACCGCCGUCGCCGCCGGAUUGUCUGGAGAGAUAUCCGGCGAAGAUCAUCAAAGACGAUCCUCUCUCCGUCUACGAGUCAACACUGUUGAAACUUAAGCAAGGGUCAACAAGACAGGACACUACUUCAUCAGAAACAGAAGGUGAAGAGAAUCUGUCAUCAACAUCAUCGUCUCAUGUCUUGUCUUCGGAUACACAAUUAGGAGACACUCAUGAUGCAAUGGCUAUAGACUCGUGUGAAAGCUCGAAACAGAUAAAGAGCAAGAACCCAUCAGUACUAUCCAUGUUUAGCAAGUACAAGAAUCAAGCUCAAGCACGAAACAUGAAGACAGAGACUCAGGAAUGAUUUGUAAACAAAUGUAUCCCAAGUUCAUGUGUGUUGUACUUUGAUUAUGUACAAUUUAACUACAUUGUUAGUAAGGAGUCUAUAUAGAUGCCUGUAUCAAAACAUCUCUCAAUCAUGUGUUUAUUACUUUAGCCUAAACAAGCUUUAUGAUCUUUAACCAACGGUGUUGAUAGUACUGGUCAUGUAGGGGUUCAUCCAUAACUAAACGUCUAAA